AAAAUUGGAGGGAGGAUCUCACUCCCAGAAGACAACACAAAAAGUUUUGGAUCUCGACUCUGAUUUGAACAUCACUUUUCUACUGGGGUUUCAAAUUUUAAAAAUUAAUAAGUACGUAGGCUAGGUAGGUAGUGGUACCGGUACCUACAUUGAAAACAAAAAUAAAGUUUCUUUGAAAACAAAAUUUUGAGGUGACAGCUGCAGGGCUCAACUCUCGUCGAGUGUCGAGACACUGACAGUCAACACAUUUGGACACGAAGACGGAUAGCUCGGCCUCGGGACUACUCGGGACAGCUAAAAAAGCUAAGCUAGCGAGGCAAGACCGCAAGAGAUGUGUAAUCGUAAAUGAACUACUACCCACGUGUAAAUUCGCCACUUCACCUGUUGUGGCACGCAUGUGAUAAGCCUGCUUUUCUUAUCAGUUCAGUAUAUCGCUACUACAACACCGAAAUACCGAUGGGAUAUCUUCUAAAUCAUCAAAUUUGUUCAUGUUUGAGUGAAAAAUGCCGUUAAAUUAUCCACAAGUCGUUUCCAAGAUUCUAGACCAUUUACAAGACCAUAAAUUAAAAACGUUCGAUAUAAUAUUCCAGCCAGAAGAAAUCGAUACAUCGCCGGUAUUAUGCGUUGAACAUAAUUUAGGAAUUGAAUCUUGGUGUGUUAAAAAUCUGUACCUUCAAGCAUACGACACAGUUUUCAAACAUCCAGGUCCAGAUUCCGUUCACUAUGACGCCUCAGUUCUCACCCUUUUGCUUCUGAAUCCGAACAUUAAAACUUUAUGGAAUAAACGAAGAACAUUCGUUUCAAGCGGAAAAUCCAGUGUAGAUUUCGAACUAAACUUUAUCAAGUUAGUGCUAAGUUUCAAACCAAAAUCUCAAGACGCUUUAAACUAUCGAAAAUGGUUACUCAAAUUCCAUCAUCUCAUCACCUACCAAAAUUUCGUACAAAAAGAUCUACCUCUCAUAUUAGACGCUGCCAGUCGUCACACAAAUAACCACGUAGCAUGGGAUUAUGGAAUCUGGUACCUUAACUCGGUCGAUACUCAAACCUUAGCCAAACUUUGUAUAAUGUUAUGGGACGAAACAGCGACUUGGAUCAAUACCAACGUCUCCGAUUAUAGUGCUCUUCAUUUCCGUCAAUUUUUAAUCGAGAAAUUAACCGAUAAAGAUCUCUUGCCACUGAUCGACUACAGUUUUAAGAAAAAAACCAUGUUGGCGGGUUUAGAAUUCGCCGGUUCGGUUUUAAAAGUAUCUGACGAGGAUGUAAUCGUCGAAGUAUGUCAAAAAUUCGAAACACCGGACUACGGUGGUUUUUAUUUAUUGGGUAUACUUUUAGUUGAUUUUGAAAUUAAUGAAAAAUUGAUCUCUUUUUACGUUGAUCAUGAAGCUUUGUGGAAUCACAGACGUUUUUUAUGCUACCAUUUUCAUCGAGUUUUACCUACAGCACUAAGUGAUAAAAGUAAACGAUUAUUUUCUACUUUGGUUAGGGAAAUUGUCAACAUGAAUGCUGAAUUUUCCUAUAUUAAUGAGUCCAAUUUAUUUGAGUUUUUGUUUUUAAAAAUUCAUCGUGGUUUUUUAGAUAAGUGUCAGAAUGUUGAAACUGAAAGUGGUCGUUAUUCUGUGAAAUAUAUCGAAUGGUUAAAAAAAUGUAGAAUAUUAAAUCUCUCGGAUGAUGGUGAUUUUCGUAAUCCUAGUGAGCGAUAAUAAUGAAAGUAUGAGAUGUGUCAGAUGUUGAUUAAAAUUGUAUGAUCAAUAAUUUCAUGAUGUCUGCAAUAUCUACGAAUGACGUUGGUACGUUAAAUUCUCAUCACAGAACUGAUUACGUUACUUAAGUAUGGAUAAUUAUACAUGUGAAAAAAUAUAGUGUUUUAAAAGCAUGCGAAUCAAUAAAAUUUCAUCUUGCGUCGGUACUUUCAAACAAAUAUUUUUUUUGUUUUUUGUUGUUGCUUUUUAAAAUAAAAAACAAUGUUUGAUGUUGUCCAACAUAAAUUUUUUUUAUCAAUUGGAAAAUUAUUUGUACACAAAUAUCACUAAUACAUCAACUAGAACUUAAUUCAAACAAAAUACUUUCAUUUAAAAUGCUUAAUAAAUAACGAUAUAUUUUUAUAGGAAUAAUUUGUGUACUCAAAAUAUGAAAAAUGAUCAGAAACAACUGGUGCAUUGAAAAAUAUUUAGAUUUGCUGCUUAAAAAUAAAUAUCACGAUGAUACAACUGCAUCAAAAUUUUCAACAAAUCCAAAAAUAAACAGUAUCAUACGAUCAACGAAUAAAUUUCAUUCAGGUGAUACAUUCUAAUAAAUUAAAUUUCAUUCUUGUAUAAUGAAGCUUCGGACCUGCAGUGAAUCAUAACUUUGAUGGCAUUUCCAGCUCCAGUAUGAGCUGUAUUGAAAGCUUUGACAACUUCUUCCAUUUUAUAGUUAUGUGUUAUCAGUCUUUUGACGUUCACUUUACCAGUGGCAACCAUUGCAAGAGCUGAUUCGUAGCUAGGAAAAUAAUUGCAUUCAUUAAGUGACACAUGAUUUGAAUAAUAAACACAUCCAUUAAAAAUGGUUAAGAGAGAAAAUCCUUACUCGUUGGCAUAUCUGAAACAUCCUUUAAUAUCUACUUCUUUGCAUAAACCUGAUAUUAGAGGUAUUUUAACUUCUGCAGCUCCCAUACCAACGACUACCAAUGUACCACCGGGUUUCGUGACCUGUAACCAUUACCAAAUAAUUAUCUAUUAUGGUGUACCAAUUUACAGAUAUAAGGUACAUAUACAUAGGUAAAUUUAAAAAAAAAAAGUCGGAAUCUUAUACAUUCGUAUUUUUUGACAUAAAGACUGAGAUGUAUGAAAAUGUACCCUACCUUUAAACCUAAUUUAAUAGUUGUUUCGAAUCCGGAACAAUCGAUGGUAAUGCUUGGCAUAUCUUCUAAUAAUUCUGUGAUCACUUCUGAUAAAUGUUCUUCUGAAUCAUCUGGUUUUACCACAACUGUAUAGUCUGCUCCCAGUUCUUUGGCUACUUCCAGCCUACUUUCGAUGAUAUCUAAAACAAAAUGAGCUUAUUAGGUAGGGAUCAGCUUGCGAUAUCAAUGAUAUUUUUCAAAAUUUUAUGCUCAAAACAAAAAUCAAACGCCUAUUAUUAAAAAAAAAAAAAAAAAUGAAAAAACAUUUUUUAAAUUCGUACUUAGUUUAAAAAAAUGAAGACCAUCAUUUCAAAAUUUGACCAACAAUGACCUAAUUUUUCGAUGAAACGUGUUUCCAUUUUUAUCAAAGCAUUGCGGAUAAUUUAUCAUGUGUAGUUGAAGAAGCUAGGGUCAAAUAGUAUUCAAGUUAUGUUCUCAGGUCAAAGUUUACCGUACUCGCCAGAUGAACUCGUGCUUUGAAAUAAAUCGACCUCAACUAACGGCUUUAUUUAUUUUAAAUUUUUAUAAUGAUGAAAUUUUGCAUCAGGUGAAUAAGUAAACGUUAAAAUUAAGCAAAUCGCAUUCUUCAAUGAAAAUCUAAUCUAGCUCGUCUUCUCUUCUCCCUCUCUAAUAAGAGAUAAUAAGGUGCUUUAAAUAAUUGAAGAGUGAUAUUCCGAAACUCGCUUUGUCCAUUUUUAUCAAAGUUGGGUUUUCAGUGGUACCUGGUAGAUGAAGUAUUAACUCACAUUCCUACAUCAUCAACCUCCUAUAUAGCCAAUUCACUAAAAAUUUAAAAAAAAAUAAUUUUCCAAAACGUGCAUUGUCCAUUUUUAUUGAAAUUUUUUUCAGCAGUAUUUAGUGGAUGAAAUGUAUACCUACACUCCUACAUCAUAAAUCCAUCCAAAUAAAGUGCUAAACUCGCCUAAAAAGCCAAUUUACCCGUUUAAAGGGAAACCGUUUUUCCUCUCUCCUGAAAAGUUGUGAAAAUGGACAAAGCGACCAAAGCGAGUUUUGGAAUAUCACUCUUCAAUUAGUAUUUUCUUUUCUUCAUUUCUCAACAAAAAAUUACGCUUUUCCAACCAAUUUUUGUUUGUGUGAGUAUUUAGGUACUUGUUUUUUUUGAUAAUAAUUUGAUUAUUCUAGAAAAUUUUAUGGGAUGUUUUUCUUUUUCUAGAAUAGUUGAAUUACCAGCUAGUAGACCUUCUAUUGCAGAGCUGUAAAAUGACAUCAGCAGAUUUAGACAAUUCUGCAUUUUUUCAGAAAGAUUGAAAUUUUUAAAAGUUUGUUUGGUAUUAAAAAAAAAAUAAUUUGUUUUUUUUAAAACAAUUUUUUGAAAUUACGUAUGUUCAAAAUUUUCAAGCAUAUUUCAGAUGCUAGAUUGCAUUUUUCGAUUUUUGGUUAGUUUUGAAAAUCAUUAGAGCCAAAAAUGUGGAAAAUCAAAAUUACACAAAAUUGACCCAGAAAGCUGAAAGUUGGUAAUGUACCCAUUUACCCAAUUUUCAACCUCUUGAAUCGAUUAGAAACGACGGAGUACACAACAAAUUUCAGCUUUCUAAUUCGAUUAGGUAAAUUUUUAUUUUUUCCCAUUUUUGACCAAAAUUUGAUUUUUUAAAAUUGACCAAAAAUCGAAAAAUGCAUUCAGUACGAAAUUUUUGUUAGUGAUAACUUUUUUCAUGUUCUUUCGAUUUAGCUUUGCUCCUUGUCCGCUUCAAAAAUCUGUCUGCCAAUUGAGAGCCUACUUCCCUUGUAUAAACAAAUUUUCGAUAAUGACCAAAGUCUCAAGCACCUGUUGGCUUUUAUGCCUUAUGCCUAAUUAAUUUUUCAUCAUUUUUUAUUUCAAUUGAUUACGAUAAAUUAUUUACUGAAGCGAUUUUCAACACGUCAUUCAUGCUUUUGAGUACCUAUAUUUUUUUUUUUAUAAAGUGGGUAGAAACAAUAGAUAGGUAGGUAGGUACCUAAUCAAAAUAUCUCCAUUGACAAGUUUAAGCCUUGUCAUUACACAAAUACAGUUACACAACAAUUAUUAAUAAUCGUUCUUCAACCAUGCUUACCUGUAAUAACAACUUUAGAAGCUCCCAUUGCUUUAGCAGUAAGCAAUGUCACCAAACCAAUCGGACCGCAGCCUAAAAUCAAAACUGUAGAACCAACUUGAACAUUUCCUCUUCUACAAGCGUGCACGCCCACGGAUAAA
Messenger RNA from Planococcus citri (citrus mealybug), 5069 nucleotides. Its product is annotated as protein prenyltransferase alpha subunit repeat-containing protein 1-like. Gene Ontology annotation, molecular function: protein prenyltransferase activity. The transcript is spliced from 3 exons. NCBI's taxonomy places the organism in Eukaryota, Metazoa, Arthropoda, Insecta, Hemiptera, Pseudococcidae. Bases 504 to 1700 code for a protein of 398 amino acids. Gene Ontology annotation, biological process: protein prenylation. The record is from RefSeq and is a predicted model, not a curated record. Gene Ontology annotation, cellular component: cytoplasm.